Echinostoma caproni is the source of this 1470-nucleotide messenger RNA. The record is from the annotation of a GenBank genome assembly. NCBI's taxonomy places the organism in Eukaryota, Metazoa, Platyhelminthes, Trematoda, Plagiorchiida, Echinostomatidae.
AUGUCAUCUACCUCCUUGGCCCAAAUGUUUUGCAUGCAGAUUCUAGAAGGCAAUCGACCAAACGUAUCCUUGGGUAAACUGCGAGCACAUGAUCCGGAUGAUGGCCCAAACGGUCAGGUGACCUAUCGAAUUGUUUGGCCUUCCAAACAGCCCUUGUCAGAUCGGCCAUUUCUGAUGACAGACGAGGGAAAGCUAAUUGCAACCAAAACACUGGAUCGAGAAGCCAACCCGAAAGGUUAUCAGUUCCGAGUAAUAGCGUUCGAUGGAGGCAAACCAGUGGCAUUAAAUUCGACGGCUGAAGUUGAGGUUCUCCUAGAGGAUGUGAACGAUUGUACCCCACAGUUUUUGCAACGACAAUACAAUUUCAGUAUAGAGGAAGACUACGCGCAAAAUUUCACCACUGGACGUUGGGUCGGGCAAGUUAAAGCAGUCGACUGUGACCUCGGACUGAACGGGGCGAUCAGUUAUAUGAUACUCGAUCCCGGUCUGCCGUUCGAAAUUACUCGAAACGGGAUAUUGAAGACCACGCGGUUCAUCGAUCGUGAGAUGCGCGCAGUGUAUCGAUUGACAGUGCUCGCCCGCGACGGAGGUGAUAGGGCAGACGAAGGAGAGAGAUCGCUGCAUUCCGAUAUUCAGGGUUACGAGACGAUCGAAUCGAGCGACAUGUUUAAUCGGGCUGUAAACGAUCAGAAAGUGCGUACCUCAGCAGCUCAAGUACAAAUCACAGUCACAGAUGUGAACGAUCACUAUCCAAUUUUCGUCUAUCCGAAUGCGUCCUCGUAUCAAGUUCGUGUAUCAAUGCACGAAAAAAAGGGAUUUAUCAUCACUCGUCUCGUGGCCGUGGAUAAAGAUACGGGUUCAAAUGGUCAGAUUCGAUACGGGAUCAUCAAGGGAAAUUCAUUGGGUCUAUUCAAAGUGCGCCCGGACACAGGAGAGUUGUUUUUGGAUCGGACGUUAACUUCCGAACAUAAGGGAAACAUGUUCCUUAUUGUCGAGGCCAGUGAUCUGGGCCAACCCAGAGCACAAACCAAUUCGCUCGAGAUUCGCUUGACUAUCACGGAUGAACCAGCGAUUGGUCGUAAAAUAAACAUGCUGGAUGCCACAGCAGCAGGAGGCAAACUGGGUCCGUUUGAAAUGAUGGCGAUGGACAACACGAUAGACGGCGACUCCUCGGGGGCUAUCGAGCUGAACAAAUUGAUUAUGAUGUGCAUUGUGAUUUCCACUGCAGUGGUUUGUGUGAUCAUGAUAUUCGCGAUUGGGAUUUUUGUGAGACGCACUUCUUGUCACGCGUUGCUCGCAUCCCGUCGAAGACGUCCGGGUUCGACCGGAUGCACGGUGAAUGGUGCCACAGCAAAUGCAGAACGGUAUACAAAUCCAUGGGAGACCGAUUCCAAUGGAAAACCCGAUGGAUUUGAAAUGUCCGGAGAUAGCAGACUGGGUACAAGCAAGUUGACGACAUUUUGUAUUUGA